GCGCGCUGGAGCCAGUGAGCUCGUGACGCGCCUGGCCAUGGUCGAGGCUUGGUGUCGACGCCGUGGUCGCUUCCUUUAGGUUCCAAUGUCCUUAGCUUUGCUUUUCCUGGCCGGCCACAUAGCUGACUACCUGGCCAAGGUCGUGCUGCUGGUGUGCUUAUGGCAGGAAGAGGGGCUCCGGGACCGCUUUUGGGCACUGCUGGCGGUGCACUUGCUGGCAAGCUUGCGCAAGGCGUAUGAGUUCCAAACACCGGUGGGGCUGGUGACAGCCUUUCUGGUGCCCCUUGUGGGCCUGCUUACACCUCUACUUCAGGUUUUGCACUUUGCGGAUUCUGUAGCAGCCUGGUGGCGCCGACAGGACCAAGGCCGGCGGCUGCCACUUCGGACCGCGCCGCUGGAAGUGAUCUUGGAGGGCCUGGCUUUCCUUCUUUCUGCUUUGCAUCUCCGGGUGCAGCUGAGCCUAGGCGAGUCGCUUUCGCACUGAACCGAGGGCGACCAGUCAGA
Messenger RNA from Effrenium voratum, 504 nucleotides. The record is from the annotation of a GenBank genome assembly. Lineage: Eukaryota; Dinophyceae; Suessiales; Symbiodiniaceae.